Messenger RNA from Larimichthys crocea (large yellow croaker), 2041 nucleotides. RefSeq names its product V-set and transmembrane domain containing 2A (gene vstm2a). NCBI's taxonomy places the organism in Eukaryota, Metazoa, Chordata, Actinopteri, Sciaenidae. The record is from RefSeq and is a predicted model, not a curated record. Gene Ontology annotation, cellular component: membrane. Bases 470 to 1180 code for a protein of 236 amino acids. The transcript has 5 exons.
AGGUGUGGAGUGUGUGUGCGUGUGUGUGUGUGUGUGUGAGAGAAGGAGUGUGUGUGUGUGUAAGUGUGUGUGUGGAUGCCACAGUGAUCCACUAGACUGACGUCUCUCCGGUAGCGCAGACGAAGACCGCAGCCCGGUUAUUCUACAGACUUCAGCAGCAGCAGCAGCAGCAGCAGCAGCAGCAGCAGCCAAGCAGUCGACAGUCUCUCCUGCAGAGAGACAGGCACGGAGGAGGAAUAAAAAAAAAGAUUUCAAAAAAACAUAAAGAAGAACUUCGGCAAAUGAACAAAUAGCUGUAGUUUUGCAGCAUGUUCCACCUCCGGCAAUCUCCGUUUAAACACACUCGCCCAGCAACUGUUUGAUUUUUGCUGGUGUGUCUGUUUUUUAUUUAUUUUUUCGCGUGUGGAGAGAUUCGUCUUUUUGCCCCCCUUCGACUGAUGUAAAGAAAAUCAACCGCUCUAACGUUGGAAUGAUGUGGACCUCUCAUGAUACUGUUGGAUUUGUUUUCUUAGCCGGAUUUUGCGUGCAAUUCGGAUUCACCUUUGAAGGUCGCUUCACUGAUCUGCCCUCUAACAUGACGGUUAAAGAGGGACAAAACAUAGAAAUGGCGUGUGCUUUCCAGAGCGGAACCGCGUCUGUCUAUUUGGAGAUCCAGUGGUGGUUCGUGAAAGCGCCGGAACCCACUGACAGCGAGGAGGACGUCGAUGCUGAAGAGAUGGAGAUGAUACCAGAGCCUGAUCCUGAUGACGAGGGGACAAAAAUAAGUACAGUGAAAGUCCAGGGCAACGACAUCUCACACAAGCUGCAGAUCUCCAGAGUAAGCAAGAGUGACGAAGGACUGUAUGAGUGCCGGGUGACACGGGCUAACUAUGGAGAGAUUGUGGAGUACAAAGCCCAAGCCUGGCUGAAGGUCAACGUCACGGCCAGGCCACGGCGACCACUGCCACCUCCCAAGAAAAGCUCCCCGCUGCAUCUGACAGACAAGAAGCCGAGAAAGUCCAGCUCAUCCCUGGGCCAGGAUAACAUGAAUUCAGACCAGAGAGUGGCCUCCACCUCCACCUCUCACACAUCCUCCAAUACAGCUAAACACAACCCCGGCUCAGGUACAAGAAUAUCAUCCAGCUAUGGACUGGCUGUCCUCCUUCUGGCAUGUGGUUUGGUGAGGGAUGCCUUGUUAUAAUUUGAAGAACUGAUAUGGUUUGCGCCCCGAUCUCGCUCUCUCUCGCUCUCUCUUUCUGUUUGCUCUCAAAGCGAACAAGAAAAUUGCCUGUUUUAUUUUGAUUAUUUUUUUUUUAUUAUUUCUUUGCCCCCUCACCAUGCGGACUGCACAGUUGGCCCUCAUUUACCAGCCUCCUACUGCUCUUGUACCCAGCACAUUGUUAUUAGCCACUGUAAACCACCAGUCACCUUUAAAACCAGUUGGAUUACCUUUUGUACAGACGUCGCCACCAUCCAUGGUGCAACGCUCCGGUGUGAGAACGGACUCUGUAUCUUGUUGGAUAACUCUCACGGAAGAAUGACUUUCUUAGGGUCUCACCUUUCCUGUUCAUGUGUUCAUUGCUCAAAAGUGAACAAGAAAAAAUGAGAAUCUACAUUUGUGUAAUAUAUAUACGAUUCUAGAUAUAUAUCUGUUUUAUUUGAAACACACUAGAAUUACUGUAUGUGCUGUAUACAUAGCUGACACUCUCCAUCUUGGCCAUGAAACUUCAUUGUGAAUAGGCGCUCUGGCCCUCUCAAAGAAGCAAAAGAAAUUCAAGUAUAUGUUAAUUCAGACUGUUAACAUUAACCAUCAGGUUAACAAAGGUUAAAUUUAUCAUUUUUCUUGAGCUGUAUUGGCCAUCCAAAUUAUCUGAUGUGCAUAAUUUUACAUCUUGUUAGUGAUACAUAUACAGGUGUGCAUGCUUAUUAGUCUGAAGGCUUAAACGAAGGGAACAUACGUUAUUUGAGCUACGUAAGUCAACACUUGGAGUUCAGUGUUACAGUAUGUUGAAUUUAGCUUUAUUUUAAUGUGCUAACUUUGGUGUGAAAUAAACAAAUUGUC